AUGGGCGAAAUAGAGAGCAGCCUGCGAGCACUCAGCAUUUGCGAUGACGAAGAGCUGGUGGACAUCACGGAGCACGUGCGGCAGCUGGCGUCGCAGCUGCGGGCGGAGACGAUUGUGAGGCUAGCGGAUUUCGACCUGUUCGAGGGGACGCACGCGCUGGAGAUCAACAACGGCAAGCUGGACUCGGUGCUGCUGGAGUUGACAGCGGCGGAGGAGGAUUUCGACUGCGCACAGGCGUACGGGGCGGGGGCGGCGGAGCAGCUGGGGUACGUGACGGGGACGGUGGAGCGGCUGAGUCAGUCAUUGAUGGACUGGUUGCACGACUACCAGAGCUUGCCGACGACGGUGCUGAGCUGCCGGUACGUGGAGCACCUGAGCCAGCGGCAGGGGGCGGAGGCUGGACUGGCGGCGGCACGGCUGGCGACGGGUAGCGAGCUGUACGACCGCGUGCUGAGCAGCUGUGUGUUUGCGACGCUUGCGUGGGUGAACUUUGUGGGGAACCUGCUGCGGGCGGGGGUCGUGUACGAGGAGGAGGAUCUGAACUGCAACACGAUGGGGCUGGACGUGCUCGCGGACGUGGCGGUGGCGGACGUGCUGGCAGAGCUGGCGGCGGCGCGCGCGCUGCUCGAGCAGAAGUACGCAGGGGCGGCGCGGCUACUGCUGCUGGUGCGGCUUUUCGAGUGCCUGCUGCACAUUCCCAACUACCGGCCCUCGGCGGAGCAUGAGCCCUCCGACGACGUGGGGCCCAUGCACGAGCUGAUCCGGAUCGCGGCGGAGCUGGCGCGGAGCCCAUGCGCGGCGGAAGCGCCGCCGGGGACGUUUUCGCAGGGCAUCCAGAAACGGCUGUCGAACCAGUUCCCGCCGAAACAGCUGUACGAGCCCGUGGGCCACGAGUUCGCGGCGUAUCAGACCAUGGCCGAGGACAUUCUCAAGGUCCUGGACGUGCGCCACGCCACGUCGGUGAUCGAGGUUCGGCAGUUUGCAUGGUUCUUCAACCGCUGCAGCCAGCGGCACGUUGUGGCCCGCGCGCUGUUUCCGCUGUAUCUCAUGCGCGAUGACCAGUCGAUCAUCGGCAUAUACAGCUUCGCGGACUUCACCCACCAGACACUGCUCAACUUCUCGUGCUGUGGGACGGAGCUCGACAGGCGCCUCGCCGACCCUGGGAACAGCAGGGCUUUGAAGGACCUGGACGCCUUCUACCAGGAGAUCUCCGGCAUUCUGUUCGAGUGGUACCAGAACAUGUCGCAGAAUGUGUGUCGGUACCGCCAGGGCUACAACAGACAGCUUCUACUGUGGGACUCGCUGCAAGCUAAGUUGGAACCUUUUGAAACCAGGCUUGUAGACGAGGGCAUUGCAGAUCUAGUAUCGGAGCUGGACAACGCCCCGUUGAUGCCCGUCAAUUCCUGGGUUUACUUUAUGAAAUUGUCUGCGAUGCUUGAAUUCCUUUUGAAGGGGUUCGACCUGGAGGUCUACAAACCAUGGGAGUUCUUUACUAUCUACUGGUACGCCUACUACCUCAGCCACCACCUGGAGUCCUGUCUGAAGCGCGUGCACAGCUUUGCACAGCAGAGGAUUGCGAGCAUAGUCGCAAUGGGCAAGAAGGUGAAGAAAAGUAAAGCCGGGCCCAAGAAGGAGAGUCUCCGCGCUGCGUACCAAUACCAGUCACAAAACGUACUACCGCAGCUGCGGCUCAACGUGAACUUCCUGGACUACUUGCUGGCCGACUGCGUGGUCACUAAGUCCCUGGCCCUGUCACAGACGUUCCAGUUUGGUAUUCUGAAGUCCUACGGGGCAGUCAGUAACUCCAGCCCCGGGGCCUCUAUAUUCUCUUCGGACAGUUAUCUCCACCAACUGCGGUUCAAGACCUUCUCGUCGAUUGGCGUUCCGGAUCUGCCUAGCUACGAAACCUUUAAAAGCUCAUUGGAAGCGUUCACCAUCUCAGAGCCGGGACUUUCCAUGAAAUUGAAGACCUCUUUGCAAUUAAUGAAUAAUGAACUUGACACUUCGAGGAAAGCCCUCCAGUCAAUCCUAAAAGAGGUCGAGGAGGCGUCUGCGGGUCCGGUUCAUGGUUUAUUUGCUGGCACAAGGCUUGUGACAGACUCCGCGAAGCAAUGGUACACAUCCUUGGACAAAACAGUUGACGCUAUAGCACUCAACGGUAGAACAAUUGAAGCCACACUGGGUGCUGUGGAAUCGGCCCAAGAAACGGAGCAGAAGGUGGAGCUCAUAUAUCCAUCGGAUUCCUGUAGAUACUUUCCCAUUCUACAGCUACAUAACUCCUCUGAUAAAUAG
This is a messenger RNA of Eremothecium gossypii ATCC 10895, 2292 nucleotides long. It is a transcript of the gene MAK10, whose product is annotated as Mak10p. Gene Ontology annotation, biological process: N-terminal peptidyl-methionine acetylation. The record is from RefSeq and is marked provisional. NCBI's taxonomy places the organism in Eukaryota, Fungi, Ascomycota, Saccharomycetes, Saccharomycetales, Saccharomycetaceae. Gene Ontology annotation, cellular component: NatC complex. The transcript has a single exon. The coding region runs from base 1 to 2292 and encodes 763 amino acids.